This is a messenger RNA of Prosopis cineraria, 5322 nucleotides long. RefSeq names its product putative disease resistance RPP13-like protein 1. The transcript has 11 exons. The record is from RefSeq and is a predicted model, not a curated record. Gene Ontology annotation, biological process: defense response to other organism. Lineage: Eukaryota; Viridiplantae; Streptophyta; Magnoliopsida; Fabales; Fabaceae. Bases 108 to 2471 code for a protein of 787 amino acids. Gene Ontology annotation, molecular function: ADP binding.
AAUAAGCUCUAUCAUUAUUCCACACUACACUUCUUCUGCGCUCUCGUUCCCAAAAAAACUUUCUUGAUUUCUUCUGCUGAUCUCCCCUGUUAAGCAUACCAGCAACCAUGGCUGAGCUUGUGGGUGGAGCAUUUCUCUCUGCUGCUCUUCAAGUUGUUUUUGAUAGGCUGGGUCCUACUUCUACCAUAUACAAGUACUUCCGAUCUAGAAAGCUCGAGGGUCAAUUGCUCAAAAAGCUCCACAUCACCCUCAUCUCUGUGAAUCAAGUGCUUGAUGAUGCAGAAGCAAGGCAGUACACAAACUCCAUUGUCAAGGAAUGGCUUCAGGAGCUCAAACAUGCUGUUUACGUGGCUGAUGACCUCUUAGAUGAGAUUGCUACUGAGGCGACCAGGUUGAAGAUCGAAGCUGAGAAUCAAUAUGCUUCCAGUAAGGUGCGAGGCUAUUUAACUGCUUCUGAUAAUCCAUUUGACAAACACAUGGAAGCUAGAAUCCAGGAAGUGCUUGACGAUCUGGAUUUCCUUGUGAAACAAAAGGAUACUUUGGGAUUGAAGGAAAUCUCUGGCGGUGGUAGCAAAGUUGGAGUUGGUGCGAAAGGAUCCUCUAGAUUGCCAACUACAUCUCUGGUGGCUGAUGAGUCACGCAUAUAUGGCAGAGAUGGUGAUAAAGAAGAAAUAAUUCGUCUUUUACUUGAUGAAGAUCUGAGCAGGGACCCACUAUCAGUGAUUUCUGUAGUGGGUAUGGGUGGGUCGGGGAAAACUACUCUUGCUCAAUUGGUGUACAAUGAUGGGAGGAUGAAGGAUCAAUUUCAACUCGACUCUUGGGUGUGUAUUUCAGAUGAAUUUGAUGUUAUUAGAAUUACGAAAACAAUACUUUCUGCACUUCACUGUUCAAUAACAGGAUAUGAAGAUCUAAAUCAGCUUCAAUUGAAACUGAAAGAGAAAUUGAUGGGGAAGAAAUUUUUGCUGGUUCUUGAUGAUGUCUGGAAUGAGAAACCAUCUGAUUGGGAAUUGUUACGAGUUCCUUUCUGUUUUGGGGCUUCUGGAAGUAAGAUCCUUGUUACAACACGCAGUGAACAGGUAGCAUCAGUCAUGGCCUCUAUUAGAGUGCAUCACAUAACUUUGUUAAAUGAAGAAGAUGGCUGGAAGUUAUUUGCAGAAUAUGCGUUCAAAAACAAGGAUGCUAGCUCGUGUUCAAAUCUACAGUCAAUUGGCAAAAAAAUUGUUGAGAAGUGCAAAGGGUUGCCUCUAGCCAUAAAAUCAUUGGGUGGCCUCUUGCAUACAAAGUUUUCAGAGAAAUAUUGGAAUGAAAUUCUUGAGAGUGAGAUAUGGCAGUUAGCAGAUGGUGAUGAGGAUAUAAUGCCAGCUCUAAGACUAAGCUAUCAUUAUCUUCCUUCUAAUUUGAAGAGGUGCUUUGCAUUUUGUUCUAUAUUUCCUAAAGACGUUGAAAUUGACAAGGAGUCUCUAAUCCAAAUGUGGAUGGCAGAGGAUUUGAUAUAUUGCAACCAAGGAAAUAAAAGUGUGGAGGAAUUGGGGAAUGGAAUUUUGGAUGAACUAGAAUCAAGGUCAUUUGUUGAGAAAUCAACAUUUUCCGAUGACAAAUUAAUUAUGCAUGACCUUGUAAAUGAUUUAGCGAAAUCAGUCUCUGGAGGAUUUUGUUUGAGGAUGGGGAUUGAUCAGGUGCAAAAUGAAAUUAUUGAAAGGAUACGCUACUGUUCAUUCUCAAGUUUCGUCGACAUGGAUGAUGAAAUACCAUUGAAACCUAUUUAUGAGAGCAAGCAGUUACGUUGUUUUGCUCGACUACAAGAAGGGUCCUGUGAUAUUGGUGGUAAGGUUGAGGCUGAAAUGUUUUCAAGAUUUAAGCACUUGCGAAUUUUGGGCUUGAAAUAUGUUGCAACUAUCACUAAAUUAAGUGAUGGUAUAAGCAAUUUAAAGCACCUUCGUUAUCUAGACCUCUCUGAUAGUGGGAUUAAAAAGUUACCAGGUUCAAUCUGCACCAUGUGUAAUUUGCAAACUUUGAAAUUGAACGGUUGCGAUCAGAUUGUUAAGAUACCUCGGGAUUUUUACAAAUUGAUCAAUUUGCAUUAUCUAGACCUUUCUAGGACUGGGAUCAGCAAGUUACCUAAUUCAAUUUGUAAGGUGCGCAGUUUGCAAACGUUGAAAUUGGGAGGGUGUGGGUCUUUGGCUAAAUUGCCACCAGAUUUGCCCAAUCUCAUCAAUCUUCGACAUCUUGAUUUGGUUAGGACUUGUAUAAGGGAGAUGCCAAUGAACAUGGGAAGGAUGAAAUAUCUUCAGGUAUUGACAAGGUUCUGUGUGGGAAAGCAAAGGGGAUCUAAUAUUAAGGAGUUAGGAAAACUCAAUUAUCUUCAAGGCAGGCUUGAGAUUUUUCAGUUGGAUAACAUCAAUGAUCCAAUGGACGCGGGGGAGGCCAAUAUGAAAGAGAAGAAUUACUUGAAUGAAUUGACUUUGGGAUGAAGUGGAAACAAUGAGGAUUCACAAAAUGAAAGGUCCGUUUUGGAGGCUCUUCAACCUCAUAUCAGCUUGAAAGAUCUUUAUAUUAGUGGCUAUGGUGGCACAAGGUUUCCGGACUGGAUGGAUGCUCAUCAUCUACCUAAUUUAGUAUCUCUUAGGUUGAGCUGUUGUAAAUAUUGCUUUUGUUUACCACCACUUGGGCAGCUGCCCUGUCUAAAGAGUCUUUCGAUUUAUGGAUUAGAAGGAAUACAGGAGAUUGGGUCAGACUUUUAUGGGGAGAAUUUGUCAAUUGCUCCGUUUCCAUCCCUUGAAUCUUUGACAAUUGAAGAUAUGGGGGAAUUGGAAGAAUGGAAGCAUUUUGAAGGUGAAUGUUUUCCUCGCCUUAAAUACAUGCGUAUACAGCGCUGUCCGAAAUUAAGGAAAUCCCUUCCUCUAUGCCUUCCAUGUUUGGAAUGGCUAGAUAUUGGAGGAUGUGAUGGCUUGGAACUUGAAUCAUUCCCUAUGAAAGAUUCCUCUUAUCCGAAACUUGAACGGAUCACCCUUGCUGGCAUGACCCAACUGAAGUCACUUCAUGAAGACAUGCAUGCACAGGUCCCCUGUCUUCGUUCUUUAGAGCUGGUUGGAUGUCCACAGCUGCAAUUGGUUCCUCAAAGAGGUUUUCCUUCAAGCCUUUUCAAUAUUAGAAUAACAAGUUGUCCGAAACUCAUAGCUUGUCGUAUGAGCUGGGGCUUGCAAGGGCUUCAUUCUCUAAAACAGUUACAAGUGGGUGAUCAUGAUUUUGAAAAUGCCGAGUCUUUCUUAGAAGAGUUACAUUUGCCACCCAAGCUUGCUUUUCUUUAUCUUGAACGAUGUUCAAAUUUGACAAAAAUAAACAACAAUGGCCUUCUCUCCCUCACAUCUCUUCAACACUUAUGGAUUGAGGGUUGCCCAAAUCUCGAGUGCUUGCCAGAGGAAGGUUUACCCAACUCCCUUUCUUCAAUAUGGAUUAGUGGAAAUAGUCCAUUACUAAAGCAGCGGUACCAAAAAGUGGAUGGACCAGGCUGGCAUAAAAUUUCUCACAUUCCACGCGUGCGUAUAGAGUAGAUGGAACUGCAUUCCCUUACAGUUCCUUCAUUCAUUCGCCCGGGAGUCAUGAUGCAUAUAUAGAGUUUCGUUGCUCAUAUUCUUUCUUAAUUAAAGGAAUGCUUAGCGAGAUACCAAGUCUUUGGACUAUCCUGAGUUUCCCAGAAUCAUAUGCCAUCCCAUGUAUUGCCAAUCCUUGUUGUGAUCAUCAUCUUCCUCGGCAUCUCGUGGUGCUUUUCCUAUAAGCAACAUGGUUGGAUUCUGCUUGUGAUUCCAAAAUGCUUAGCCAAAUACCAUGGAUUUGGACUAUCCUGAGUUUCAAUGCAUGUAGAGCAAAUUUGUGAAGAUCCCAAUCCUCACAUGAAAUCUUGUCCACAAACCACAUACUCGAAGCUUCCUCUAUCCAACCUUAUCUUCCCAUGUGCUGGUAGUCCUAGUCGCGGUCUCCAUCUUCCUUGGCAUUAUUCUAUGAGGAAGUUUUCAAAAAUGCAGAUGAACAAUGGGGCUGUAUUCUAUUCACUACCCUAGUUGUGAUGUUGCUCUUAAUUUUCUUCUGAGAGGAAGAAAGGAGGACCCAUCAUUUUCCAUUUAUUGUACUCUUGCUUAUCAUGGUUCUGUAAGAAUCACCUUCCUUGAAACCGAAGUUCUGGUCUGUUUGGUUUCUUUCUCUAGAGUUGGAUUUGAAUCUGAAAUAAAUUUGCCAAUCUUGUCUGUGAAAGUUGCAACAAGUGAACAACUGGCGAAAGCUAAUGGCACAUAGAGUAUUGAAAUUUAUGGAUUAGCUGCAAACUAUCAAUGCACUUUCUUCUGUUGGAAAAAGGAUAGGAGUGUGUUUCUGGGCACAUUAAUUGUACAACUAGACUAUGGUUGGUCUUAUUGAAGUGACUAACACACAGCAUUGAUUCUAUGUGAGAUCAGUUUAUGUGUUAUGGAUCAAAGGAAUGAUCAAUUGCCUGAAAAAUUUCUCCUCUUUUAGCCUUGGUUGGAUUUGAAUCUGGAACAAAACUACGAGCCAAGCUUGUCAAUCAACGUAGCAACAAAUGAAACAGCUGCCAAAAACUAAUGGCAUGAGGGAAAAUUCAAAUGGUUGAAUUAGUCUCCCAUGAUCAAAGAAAUGCUAAGGCAAAGACCAUGUCUUUGGACCAUCAUGAGCUUCAAUAUAUGUGAAGCAAAUUUGUGAUGAUCCCAUCCUCACAACAAGUCUUGUCCACAGAACCACAUGCUUGAACCAUCUCCAACCUCAACUUCCCAUGUGCUGCUAUUCCUAGUUCUAGUCUUCAUGUUCCACAGUAUUUGAUCGUAUUCUUGUGAAAGUUGUAAAAAGUGCAGAUGAACGAUAGGGUUGGACAGGGUCGGAAUAUGGUUCUGGACAUAUUAAUUGCAAUCUUUGCUGGUUGCAGGUAAGCUAGAGAUGCUGUCAAAGCUAUUAAAACAACAACAAAAAAAUGAUGGGAAAGCUUUGUGGCAAAUCCCAAUAGCUAACUUCAUUUAGUCAAGGUUCUAUAGUGUUAUGCUGAAUCACCUGUUCCUUAUCUGAUGAGCAAUGCAAAAGAAUCAUAUUCAUAGUCAAGGAAGAAUCAUGUUUCAUGCUGCGAGUGUCAACAAAUUUAGUAGUUGGUCCUUUGUUGUUGGGCCUGUAAAUUGUUUUGUUUCUGUUCAAUGUACACUAGUUGGGCCAGAGAGACCUAUUCAAAGGAUAUUUCAGAUAAUGAGCUGAUAUGUUACUGUGUAUAUUGGUCAUUUUGAGAUUACAACUCUCCAUGUGGUAAUCGAGUUCAUGUGUUCCUUCAAA